CGACGUUGGCCUCCAAGUUGUCUACGAUCUCACUAUUAUAGAGCACUUCGCAGGGACUGGGUAGCUUGGAACACCCAGCUAUGUCUCUUGUGUAAGGCUCAUUAGGCUUAUACCACAAAGUCGGUGCAAGUUCUAUACAUUCCAUACUUCCCGCCCUGUGCAACCAACAAAGCACCGUGACAAACAAAGAGUGACACACCAUGUCGGUGUCAGUCCCAACACCACCGCCCACGAGUCCUCCAUACUCCACGAGCAAGACAACCACAGCCGCAUCCGACUUCGCUGCUCCUAACGACGCCACCUCCAAACUAACCGAGGCCAUCGACGAUUUCCUAGGUGAUCUCGAGAAGAAGUUCAAGGGGAUCAGCGAUGAGAUUCUGACGAAGCUAGACGACAUGGCCGAGCGCUGCGAUCGCCUCGAGCAAGAGAUACUGUUCAGGGACACCAGUGCCAUGGAGGAUGUAGGGAAGACGCCAACUGGGUCGGCGGCGGGCUCAACGUGAACAGUUCAGUGUUCAGGAUAAGACGUCAGACAUUACAUAGUCAGCAGACAGGGUGCUGAAUGUUCGUCAGCUUCUGGCCUGGAUAGGAGAGUGCCUCUGCAGCUCGACCUCGCGUGCCGGCAACGUGUCGUGGUUCCCGGAGAGUGAGGUCGAUCCGACCGAUGGUGUAUCAAUGGGAUGUCCAAGCCGAGGGAAUAUGCAGAUAUUGCAAGGUAUCAAAGCAUGAUCUCGAUGGAGCACUUCCUCUCCAUCACAGUUUCGUUGUUGCUCAGCAUACCAGCCGCGAACUACUUCUCCGGGAUGGGAUGGAUUACUUAUACCCUCAGAAAGUGUCGGCAGGAAAGAAAGCAUUUCUCAAUCACGAUACCAUUUGAAACUCC
Molecule: messenger RNA, 883 nt
Organism: Exophiala xenobiotica
Lineage: Eukaryota; Fungi; Ascomycota; Eurotiomycetes; Chaetothyriales; Herpotrichiellaceae
Exons: 3
Coding region: 201-503 (100 amino acids)
Molecular function (GO): transcription corepressor activity
Source: RefSeq, a predicted model, not a curated record